CGGUUGCCCGGGACAACCUGGCGGCCUGGGUCAGGCGGGGAGCGCAGCGCUGGGCAGUCGUAGCCGUGGACGGCGUGGUGCUCGGAGGCUGCGGGAUAUUUUUUUUUAAUAUAGAUUUUCUGCUAUCAAGUUUAAAUGUAAAGAUGCUCAAAUUGGAGAGCCGCCUAGUCCAGGUUCAACAAGCAUGUGGCCCAACAAAAUUUCCUGAAAAUGAAGAAAAACUUACUGAAGUGCAAGCUUUUCAGAAGUUUCUUUUACAGCUAAGAUUGCUUGGUGGAUUGGCAAAAGAAGCAAUUUUUUGUAAUCUGCGAGUCCCAGACCAGUUUCAGAAAUCGAAAGAAGAGAUCAAUGUUGUCAUCCUCACAGGAAAAGGAGUGUUCUGUUUGGAUCUGAGGAACUGGAAGGGCAGAGUUUCUUCCCAGAACAACUGCUGGCUGUUGCAGGUACCAGAGAAUACAGAAUUGUUGAAAAACACUUCAAUCAAACAAUUUGCAGACCCAGUUCAGAGAAUUAAGAAGAAAACACUAAAUUUAUGGAAUCAUUUGAUGAAAAAUGGUGCGUGUCUUCGCCAGAACGCCUUCUUCCCACGAGUUGUCUUUCUGAAUCCUGUAUGUGAACUGGACUCAGAAGUGCCUCAGAUAAAUGAGGUCAUAGCUCCAAGCAAUGUUGAAUCCUUUAUUUGUUCGUUCAAGCAAGGCUAUGUGUCAUGGAUGACCAAUAUUUUUACACCACAUUGGUUAUCUGGCCACUUAUCAUUCCGCCACAUCAGUGAUUUGACAAAAGCACUUGAAAAAAUUGGCACAUGGGACAUUUUGGACCUGCAUGGUGGACAACGGUUGAUAGGUGACUAUCAAGGCUGCGUACAUAUAGCUGUGAAUCGAGAUGAGACAGAUGAACUAGAAUUUUCACAUCAGAGGAAUUUGACUACUGGGUAUCUCUGGGCCCUGAUAGGUUAUUCACCACAGGUGACUGUCAAGAUGUACAAGCGAGGGGGUCACGGCUGGUUAUGGAGAGCUGUCUCUAGCACAGUGGUUAUUCCAUACAACUCCCACGUCGCUUUCAGGGUCUGUGGAGAGGACGCAGAUGCCAAGAUCCCAGCCAACAACAUCGACAGAAUCAUCCUGAGCAUAUGAAAUUGAUUUCAGUAUUAAAUCGGCCGUGGCAGCUGUGCCACAUUAUUACAAUAAUCUGUGGCCACUCUUCAUUGAUUAGUUAAUUUGUGUUCUUCAAAUAAUCGAAAAGCAAAUCUCAUUAGCCAUAGGUCAGUGGACAAGAAAAAAGGGAAAAUUCAUUUUGAUUGUCUAGUUGGCUGAAAAAAUGCAAAGCAUUAAGCUGUGUAAGUUAGAGUGUACUGUGUGCACUCCAUUUUAAGAGUGUUUAGCCACCCUGAUAAUUAAUAACUAGAGGACAACUUUUCUUUUAUAGUACUAGUGAGGUCAUGCAGAUCAGAUGAGAGUUGAUACUCUUGAGUUAUAAACAGAAUUGCAUGUCAGGUGUUUAAUGUAAAAAAACUUUUAUUAACACAACUGUUGGUUAUGACAUUGAAAGAGACUUUCUGUUCUGUUUAUAUGCCUAUGUUUUCACUAUUGAUCUUUAUAAACGGGAGGAAUGUGCUAUGUGCUGAAGGUUAUAUUUUCUAACAAGUGUAAAGGAAUUGUAUCUUUUUAAAAAGUAAAUUGCCAUUUUAUACUAUCAGAAUGCUUAAAGUCACAUUGUUUAAUUUUAUUAAUUUAAUUGAAAGUUAAUCUUUAUAAUUUUUUUAAAUGAACUAAGAUUAAUUUUCUUCAGUCGCUUAAUGUUGAGUCAGUCAUAAAAGAGAGAGAACAGAAGCCCAAGAUGUCGGGAGGUAUGUUGAUUGGAUUUGAAUGCUGUGGAGUGUGCUUCUUGUAAUUAAAUCAGCCUCAACCUCCCUCCACCUCAUUUACCUAUUUCCACAGUCGGAGCGAUGCAGUCACACCCACCACCAUCUCCUUCCCCGCCCCUCCUCCAACUCUACCCCAAACAGCAAGCAGUGGGAGGUAAUGCCAUAAUCCUUCGGUCAUUGAACAACUUGGAGAAUCUACGAACAACCUGAAAAGGAAUGUACGCAUUAACAUAGCUUUUAUUGCAACUUCAGACAUUCCCAAAGGGCUCAACAGUUAAUGAAAUACAUUUAAAUUGUAGUCACUGCUCUCAUUAUAGAGAAUGCAGCAAAAUAAACUGUCAAACACCACUGAUUUGAAUGACCAGAUAAAUCUGAUCACGUUCAGCUGUUUAUUUCAAUGCUAUGCUGCGUAAAAUUGAUUUUUUUUCCCGGGGUGAAAUGUGCAAACGAUUACAGGGUCAUUUCACCUCAUUCCAGAAAUUUGAGUUGGCAAUUUUUAACUUGAGUCACAUUUUAUAUGUGGUGUAAUUUCUGUGUCAGGUCCACAUCAAAUGACAUAAUUCCCCAUGUAAUGUGCCUUUUGACAUUUCAUUGGGGAAAUUACACAGUUUUGUUCCAAGCAACUCAUCCUGAACAAUUACACUGCACUGAACUAGAAAUCUAUCAUUCAGUCUCCCAUCCACUCCUGUUCCAAACUCACACUCACCCACUAAUCUUGCAUAUUGUUGGGUGCAUUUCUGAAACACAAACACCCUGAUACCUUCCCCAAACCGGUUGUCAAGCCUACACGCUACUCACCAACCACCACCUCCUCGUCCCUGUAACUUCCCAAUUUAGGCUUCAAUCUCCCAGAGCAUCUCACCACUCCCACCCCUAAUGUCUAACCAUCUGGACUACAUGCUUCACAUCAGCACUAAUCAGACCUCCAAAGUCAGCCUCUAUGUCUCACCCUCCAUCCAUCCAUGUGGCUCCAACACUCUUGGUCUCAAUAUCAAUGCCAGCAAUUCAGUAAAAAAAGGCAUGAAGGGCAAAAAGGUAGUGAGUUAGUGGUAUGGACCCAUCAGAAAGGAGUACGGGUGAAGAAUAUAACACAGUUGUUUGCUUCUGUCCAUUUUGUGUUUUAUCAAAGUAAAAUGUUACCCUCUAUAAGUUUUAAUAUAACUAAGAGGAAGCAUUACAAUAAAAUGGAUGAGCUGAUAGAUCAAUAAGGUGUUUAACAUAUGGAGUUCAAUAUAUGAUGAUGCUAAAAAAUUAUCAUCUCUGUCAUGAGAGUCAAGUUGUUCAAAAGGACUUAGAUACAUUUGAAAGAGAGUUAAAGUAAAGAAUAACUAAUAACAAACAAGAAUAACUAAUAACAAGCAAGGCUGAAAAGAUGUGUGUUGCCAUGUUGAAAUUUGGCUUCACUCCAUUGAAAUAGGAUUGUGAAAUACAGCAUGCAGGUACUAUCGUAUCUCACAUUUAAUUCCACUGAUUCUGGCCGUAAAAGGCCACUAAGUCUGACUUGCCAUUUCUAUCUGAAUACCCCCACUUCCAAACACCACCAGCAACUGGUGCCUCAGCUCAUCAAUGAGUGAAACCAUCAUUAAUACUUUUGUCACCUACAGUUUUUACUAUACCAAGUGUCAACUGUUCACAGGACAUCUUAAGGACUUAGAUGGUGGACUAGAGAGCAAUAUUUUCUCAAAUUUAUCUGAAAAGAUAGUGCCUUAUAAGAAUGUGAAAUUAACAAACAAAGAUAGUAAAGUGUGAGAUUAUCCAUUUCUGAGCAAAAAACGAGCACAUCACUCCAACUUGGUAAUUUUUUCAAAUAGUGUAAAUUCAAAGGGAAAACCUACCAGUGCCUAUAUAUCGUCUGUUAAAAUGUCAUGGAGAAGUACAAAACAAUCCAAAGAGCUACUAGAAUAUUUGUCUUUGUACUUGGAGGUCAAGAACACAAGGGGUCAUGACACAAAGUUAUGCUAGAGCAGUGCAAAUUCUAGUUAGACUAGACCAGAAGUACUCCAUUCAGUUCUUGCCAGUGCCCUAUAGUGGUGUAUCAAUAAAUUAUCUCCUCAACCUAAGUUAGAGAGAAGCUGCUAAAAUGCAACUAGAUCUGUAACUCUGCUUUGAAAAUGCAAUGCUAAAUAAGAUGAGAACCCAUGGUAUUAGAGGGAAGAUACUAGCAUCGAUAGACGAUUGGUUGACUGGCAGAACACAAAGACUGGGAAUAAAAUGGGCUUUCUCUGGUUGGCCAGCAGUGAUUAAUAGUGGACCUGCGUUGGGGCCACAACUUUUCACAUUAUGUAAAUUAUUUAGAUGGUGGAAUUGGUGGGUUUGUGGCCAGUUUUGAAGACAAUUACCUUGCGGGGCAGGUAAUGUAGCGGAAGCAGGGAGUCUGCAGGACUUGACAUGUUGAGAGAGUGGGCAAAAUGGCAGAUGGAAUACAGUGUAGCAAAGUAUGUGGUCAUGCACUUAUGUAGCAGGAAUAAAGGUGUAGGCUAUUUUCUAAAUCGGGAGAGGAUUCAGAAAUGGGAGGUACAAAGGGACUUGGGAGUGCUGGUACAGGUUUCCCAAAAGGUUAAUGUGCAGGUUGAAUCGAUAGUAAAUAAGGCAAAUGCAAUGUUAGCAUUAGCAUUUGAGAAGACCUGAAUAUAAAAGCAGGGAUAUAAUCUUCAGGCUUUUUCGGACACUGGUCAGACUGCAUUUGGAGUAUUGUGAGUAGUAUUGGGCCCCAUAUCUGAGAAGGGAUGUGCAAGCGUUGGAGAGGGUCCAGAGGAGGUUUACAAGAAUGAUGCCGGGAUGAUUGGGUUAACGUAAUAUGAGCGAUUGGCAGCUCUGGGCCUGUACUUGCUGAUGUUUAGGAAAAUGAGGGAGGAAUCUCAGUGACACGUACUGAAUAAUGAAUGGCCUGCAUAGUGUGGAUGUGGAGAAGUGGGAUAGUCUAGAACCAGAUGCACAGCCUCAGAAUAAAAGGAUGUACCCUUAGGAAGGAGAUGAGGAGAAAUUUCCCUACCCAGAGGGUGGUGAAUCUGUAUAAUUCAUUGCCACAGACAGCUGUGGAGGCCAAGUCUUUGGGUAUUUUUAAAGUGGAGAUUGAUAAAUUCUUGAUUAGUAAGGGUAUCAAGGUGGAGGGAAGGCAGAAGAAUGGGAUUGAGAGGUAAUGACAGAUUAGCCGUGGGUGAAUGGCGGAAUAAACUUGAUGUGCCGAAUUGGCCUAAUUCUGCUCCUAUGAUUUAUGAACUACAAAUAUUAUCAAAACUGGGCCAGAAAAUGUGAUUAUAAAAUGGCAAUUGGGCUGUUAGUUCAUUUAUCUUCCAUCAGAACCAAACUCUGGCCCAAUCCAUCCGCAGAUAUAAUCUUGUGCAUGCAUUUUGCACUUUGGACUUGACUUUUCUACUAUCUCUCAUUUCUCAACCAAUAUAAUUUGAAACAAAACUCCCAUCAGUUCAAGUUCACUCAAAAUCCCUGUACUGGCUUAUCUAUAUUGGCACAAACUCAAAAUACCUUGAAAGAAGCAGAAAAUCCUCUCAGAUGAAUUGAAUUAGCAGGUCACACUUGUGGAGAGAGAAACCUAGUUAGUCUGGUUGAAAAUCUUUCAUCAGAACCAGGAAAUGCUAGGGACCUCCAACCUUAAUAUUGCCCUUCCACCACAACCCUCUGUCUUCUAUCAGUAAACCAGUUCUGAAUCCAGAAAACCAAGUCAUUGUUAAUCCCGUGCAUCUUAAUCUUCUGGAUCAGCCUACCAUGGGGGACUUUAUCGGAUAUCUUAAUAAAAUCCAUGUCAACAUUUACCGCCGUACCCACAUUGAUCACCUUUGUCCCUCAAAAAACGUGAAGAAAAUUGAGGGAAAGAAAGGUUUAUUCUAUAUGCUAUGUGCAGCAGAAUCUUUAAUUGUGUUCUUUGGAGAUGCAUUUAUAAUUUUGCAUCACCUGGCACAUUAUAUUCAACUGUAGAAGCUUCAGUGAUAGGAGCCCUUCAGAGCAAAACAGCAUUUGCACUACAGAGUAAUUACUUGUAUGAAAGACGUUCUGCUAUUCAUUUCAGCUUUUCCAAAAUAAUACAUCUAAACUGCAAUAAUACUUACAGUAUGUCAUUGAACUACAUGAUGAAUAGAAAUUGGUUUAACAGCAUCAUAAUUAAAUAGCUUAAUUAGUCUGUUAAAGGCGGCUCAGUUUCCAUAAAAGAUGGAGAUGGUUUUAUUUAGUUUUGUAAAAAUCAAUGUAUAAAGUUUGAUAAACUGGCAAAUUUGGCAUUUACUGUAACCACAUCACAAUGUACUAAUUGUAUAAUGUGACAUCAUGAUCAGUAGUCAUCAAACAUCUAACAUUUUGAAUUCGCCUUACCUUUCAAAUUUGGCAUUAAAUAUUUAAUUCCUGCAAUGUAAUAUAAUAAUGGUAACCUUUCUGUCUGGAAUGUCUUUGCUAUAAACUCGUACACUUUCAUUUAAUCCUUUUGUGUUGACUCAGCUCAGAAAUGUAUUGCCAGAAUUCAGACGUUAGAUGUGGAGGCAACCACUUUACAUAUACAUACUGGACAAAAACUGACUUUUACUUGUGCAAAAUAAUCCCACUCAACAAGAAUUUGGAAGAUAAAAAUAAUUAUAAGAAGAUCAAAUUAAAUAACAUUUUGGUACCACUGGGCAAAAUAUCUGACACCUGAAUGUGCACAUAAUUUAAUUCUAACCAUUUGGAAGCCAUAAUUAAAUCAAUUGCAGGUACAAUCUAUUCUGUAGAGAAUAAGAUCAACAUGAGAAUAAUAAACCUUCAAUCAACAACUUUACAACAUGGAUUAACUGAGAUCAGUAUAGCACAAGAACAGGCCAUUCUGCCCACAAUGCCUGUGCCGACCACAAUGCCAGAUUCAACUGCAUAUCUGCCUGCACAUGGUCCAUAUCCCUCAAUUCCCUGCCUGUGCAUAUGUCUGUCUAAAUGGCUCUUAAACUUUGCAGUUCUGCUUCCACUAGAAACAUGUUCCGGGGACAUACCACUCUCUGUGUUUGAAAACCUCCCACUCAUGUUAAAGCUGUGCUCUCUAGCUUUGUGAUUUCCACCUUGGGGGAAAAUUUACUCUGAUGACCAACCUUGUCAGGACCUCUCAUAUUUUAAUAUAUUUCUAUCAGGUCUCCCCUCACUCUCCGCGCUCCUGAAAAAAGCAAGUAAGUUUGUCCAACCUCUCCUUAUAGUUAAUACUGUAAUCCAGAAAACAUCCCUGUGAAUGUUAGGGGAGGAAUGUUAGGUAACAGUUAGAUAUAGCUCUUAAGGCUAACGGAAUCAAGGAACAUGGGGAGAAAGCAGGAACGGGGUACUGAUUUUAGAUGAUCAGCCAUGAUCAUAUUGAAUGGCGAUGCUGGCUCAAGAGCCAAAUGGCCUACCCCUGCACCUAUUUUCUAUGUGAACAUCUAUUAUGCCCUUUUCAAAGCAUCCACAGCUUUCCUGCAAUGCAGUGACCUGAACUGCACACAGUGAGCAAGGAUUUACAGUAUUGAACACAAUUGUAAGCACACAAUUUAGCAAAUAAGUCAAUGUAAAACUUAUUCAUGCAAUAAGCUUUUAAGAUUUGGAAUAGGUUACCUGAUGGGAUGCUAGGGACAGCUUCAAUAGCAGCCUUCAAAAAAAAUUUAGCAACGUAUGACUGAUAUACAUGAAAUGUUUUUAUUAUGAUAUGUACUUGCUUCUAAUAAAAAUAUAAAAAAUUUUUAAAAAGCAAUUAGGUAAGUAGUUAAACCAAAGAAAAAUCAGUAAUACCCCAAAGAGUGUGAAAUAGCACUGACUGGUUUGAAUAAGGAAUAACAUGAACCUGAUGGGCCCAACGAUCUCCUUAUAAUGGCAUAGAAAUAAGCCUUUGGCCCAUCAGGCUCAUGCCAUCUCCCAGGGAUGCAAUCCCACUAACUACAUUCUGACACUAGGGUGGUGAUAGUGGCCUUUACCUGCAAAUAGGGAUAGAAAAUUCAAUGCAGUAGCACAAAAAUGGAGUCUGAAUAAAGGGUUGCAACAACACGACAUCAUAACAUGAUAAUCAAAAUGAAGGUGUUAUUAGCACUCCAAAGCUCCAGGAACUCUUCUCUACAAAAAAAUGGGUCUACUUAUUUUAAGGAUCUAUCAGCUGAUAGAUGUGUGCAUAAUGUGCAGACCUUAAAUUACAAAACCAGAAGAAAACCACGCGUGUUGAAGAAAGCAGCCAAGACCCAGCACUUACUUGUGAUGCCUCAAGACUGCCUGCUGCAGAGUGCUGUCCACCAACUAGGUACUGCUUGGCCAUUAAAGCAUCACAGAAAUGCACUUGCAAGUUUCUCAUAUUUUAGUUGGACAUGCAUUCAAAUAAAAACCUGUGGGAAAGCUAUGUAAUAUUCACACAUAUUAUUGUACACAAUGUAACUUUACAAGAUAUGGUCCCUAUCAACAACACAUGGGCAGAUAUUUCUAAUCUUGUUUCAAAGCACUUCUUCAUCCUCAAGUAUACCUGUUGGUCAAUUUCUCCUUCCCUUACCACAUCAAGAAAAAAACCUUAAUUAGAGAAAGGCCUCAGCUUACUAGUUCUUUAUUCCCUUGGAAGGGGCUAUCUUUGAUAUAUGCACAUCAAAGAGCAGUGAAGAGGUGGGUGAAGGAGAAGCCACAGAAUAGCCCAAGCUCAAAGCCAGUAUCCUUCAUACCCGUUCCUCUUUAUUCUCACCACCAUUCAUAUUUUCUAUUCAUACUUAUCAGUAAUUUGAAUGGAAAUUGAAAAUCAAAACCAGAUAAUCCAAAAUGAAACCAGCAAGUGCUGGAAACUCAGCAGGUCAGAUAGCAUCUGUGAAAAUAGAAACAGGGUUAGCAAUUCAGAUUCUGUUUCUGUGCAUGUUUUCAGCACUUUCUGACUAUUACAAUUUUAAUAGCACCAGGUUAAUAUAACUUCAACAAUUCAAAAUUAUGUUAGUAACCCACUUCAUCACAUACAUUGUCAACAGGUACAAUAACAUUUGUAUGAUUCCAGGUGGAACCAAUUCAUUUGAAUAAGUAUCUUUUGCCUUUGUUCCCUGAGCAUUUCCUUCACAAAGUUACGUUUGAGUGUACUGUUUUAUAGAUAGAAGUGCAAUUGUAUUUUGAAUUGAAAUUUUUCAUUAACAAAACAGGCUGCAGUUUUAUGUGAUAUUUAUAUCCACAGAUGCCACCACAUUUAAAAAAACAUAAAUUGAUCCAAGCUUUGCUGGCCACACCAUUAGGGAAGUUGCAUUUAAUCUAAUACAAACAAAUGAACACAUGUUCGUAUCUUGCACUCCAACAGGUGCAAACAAAAUAGUCAAAGUAUUGAGAACACAGAAAAAUCAAAGCGGAUGCUGCUACAAAUGCACAGUAGGCUGGUUAUUCCUAAGGUAAUUUGAACUCGGCUGUAUUGGAAAUGUUCUAUAUUUCUGUUAGCGGAAUCCAUUUUCCUAUCUUGCACUUCAGUCUUGCCAUUUUUAUCUAAGCCUUUAGAUGACAUCAGUUCAUCAAUCAGUAAAGCAUAAAACUUCACCACUGUGGUUGGCUGAUUACGAGUGAUGAUAAGUCAGUGUACAGGAGAGAGAUAGAACACCUGGUUGAAUGGUGCUGCAACAAUAACCUCUCACACAACCUCAACAAGACAAAGAAACUAAUUAUUGACUUGAGAAAGGAGAAGUUAGGAGACCAUGUGCCAGUUUUCAUUGGUAGAUCAGUAAUAGAGAGUUAGCAGCUUCAAAUUCCAAGGCAUUAACAUCUCAGGUGCUGUGUCCAGGGCCAGUACAUAGAUGUAAUCAUGAAGAAGGUACGCCUGCGCCUCAACUUCAUCGGAGUUUAAAGAGAUUCAUCAUGUCUCUGAAUACUCUAACAAUCUUCUACAGAUGUACUGUAGAAAGUAUCAUGACUGUUCACAUAAUUCCCUGGUAUGGCAAUUUCAAUGCACAGAAAUGCAAGAGGCUGCAGAAACCCAAAACAUCACAGGCACUGCCCUCCCGCCAUCGAAAGCAUCUACAUGAGGUUCAUGAGCAUCUUCAGGAAUGCGAGAUUGAUCGUUAAAUCUCCCACCAUCUGGGCCAUUCCUUCCUCUCACCACUACCAUCGGGAAGGAGGCACAGAAACCUGAAGUCCCACACCACCAGAUUUAGGAACAGCUACCUUCCUACAUCAUUCAGGUUUUUGAUCCAACCUGCACAACCCUAAUUCUACCUCAACAACAGAACACUACAGAUUCCAUGGAGUUGUUUUCUAAUUGUGCUUUGCGCCAAUGUUUUUUUUUUUUGCAGUAUCUUUUAGAAAUGUUACAUGUAAUUUAUGUAUUAUUUUGUUCUGUGUGUUUGAGUCUCUGUGCUCAUGAUGCUGCUGUAAGCAAAAUUGUAAUUGUACCAGUUCCACAUCAUACUUAUGCAGGUGACAAAAAACAACACCUGAUGCUGAUAAUCUAAAUCAGUAGCAGGGUUGUGUAAAAUUGGAGAGCAUAGAUUUAAGGUAAUAGACAAUUGACAAUAGGUGCAGGAGUAGGCCAUUCGGCCCUUCGGCCAGCACCGCCAUUCACUGUGAUCAUGGCUGAUCAUCCACAAUCAGUACCCCGUUCCUGCCUUCUCCCCAUAGCCCUUGACUCCGCUAUAUUUAAGAGCUCUAUCUAACUCUCUUGAAAGCCUCCAGAGAAUUGGCCUCCACUGCCUGCUGAGGCAGGGAAUUCCACAGAUUCACAACUCUCUGUGUGAAAAAGUCUUCCCUCAUGUCCGUUCUAAAUAGCUUACCCCUUAUUGUUAAACUGUGGCCCCUGGUUCUGGACUCCCCCAACAUCGGGAACAUGUUUCCUGCCUCUAGCGUGUCCAAACCCUUAAUAAUCAUAUAUUUCAAUAAGAUUCCUUCUCAUCCUAAAUUCCAGAGUAUACAAGCCCAGCCGUUCCACCACCAUUUGCAGUAAGUAGUGCCUUUCAACUUCAAGCCAAAGCACCCAAGCCA
This is a messenger RNA of Leucoraja erinaceus (little skate), 10768 nucleotides long. RefSeq lists its product as uncharacterized. The coding region runs from base 144 to 1133 and encodes 329 amino acids. The transcript is spliced from 7 exons. NCBI's taxonomy places the organism in Eukaryota, Metazoa, Chordata, Chondrichthyes, Rajiformes, Rajidae. The record is from RefSeq and is a predicted model, not a curated record.